Closterium sp. Naga37s-1 is the source of this 1032-nucleotide messenger RNA. The record is from the annotation of a GenBank genome assembly. NCBI's taxonomy places the organism in Eukaryota, Viridiplantae, Streptophyta, Zygnematophyceae, Desmidiales, Closteriaceae.
AUGUCGGACGAUACUGAGACUAAUGAUGUCCCUAAGGACGCGUCGCGCGACAUGCAGCAGCAGAGUCGCGCCCUAGAUUCCAUCACUGACCAUGUGGAGGAGCGACAACUAGAUGCGCGCCGAGUCCAAGAGGCCAUGGCGUCGAUUGCGGCGUCAUCUGCGGCGGACAGGGAGGCUCAACGAGCCAGGGAAAAGGAGCUGGCUGCAGUGAAGAUAGACUCGGUACACAUUGAUGUGAUUGCUUCAGAAAUAGAGGUUGACAAGAAGAUUGCAGAGAGAAGGCUACGGGAACACCAAGGGGAUCCUUCCAUCCCUGAUACAGUGUUUGAAGCGGCGGGAUCAGCUCGCACUCGUCAUUUCGCCCCUGCUCGCCCUUUCUUAUCCUGCUUCCUUCCCCCCCUUCCCCCUCUCUCCCUCCCCCUCUUCUCCCUCUUUGCUUCACACCAGUCCAUCCCUGAUACAGUGUUUGAAGCGGCGGGAUCAGCUCGCACUCGUCAUUUCGCCCCUGCUCGCCCUUUCUUAUCCUGCUUCCUUCCCCCCCUUCCCCCUCUCUCCCUCCCCCUCUUCUCCCUCUUUGCUUCACACCAGUCCAUCCCUGAUACAGUGUUUGAAGCAGCGGGAUCAGCUCGCACUCGUCAUUUCGCCCCUGUUCUCCCUCAUUCUCCUGCUUGUUUCCCUCCGUUUUCCCUUGUCUCUACCCCCCUCCUCUCCGUCCUUGCUUCCAACCAGUCCAUCCCCCAUGCAGUGUUUGAAGCAGCAGGCUCAGCACGCACUCAUCUUGCCGCUCCUGUCCUCCCUCUUUCUCCUGCUUCUUUCCCUCUGUUUCCCCUCGUAUCCAUCCCCCCUCCUUCCCCUCUUUGCUUCUCACCAUCUAUACCCGAUGCAGUGUUUGAAGCAGCAGGCUCAGCACGCACUCAUCCUUUCGCCCCCGUUCUUCCCCUUUCUCCUGCUUCUUUCCCCGGUUCCUCCUCAUCUCCCUCCCCCUCAUUCCUGCAUUGCUUCCCAUCAGUCUAUACCCGAUGCAGUGUUUGA